This is a messenger RNA of Stylonychia lemnae, 177 nucleotides long. Lineage: Eukaryota; Ciliophora; Spirotrichea; Sporadotrichida; Oxytrichidae. The record is from the annotation of a GenBank genome assembly.
AUGAUGAAUUCUUCUAAAAAACUUCAUAAUAAAUAUAGAACUAAUACUUGUAGAAUGAUCUUAAAUCCACCAGAUCUCAAGACUAUUAUUAAUAGUUUCCUAGCGAUUAAAGUCUACAUUGUGAUAAAAAGACCCAGAAAACCCUGUAAAAAAGAAAAUGGAGAAUAAAGAUUUUGA